UGUAUUUGCAAACAAAACAAGUAAAAAGCCCUGAAGCAGUUUCCCCAAAAUCCAAAUUCAGUUGGCCAAAUAGAGUUAGUAGCUUCGUUUUGAGAAAAAAUGGCGGCCACAGAAGAGGAAAGCGCAGUGAAGGAGCCUCUCGAUCUCAUUCGUCUCAGUCUUGAUGAACGUAUUUACGUCAAGCUUCGUUCUGAUCGUGAACUCCGUGGCAAACUCCAUGCUUACGAUCAGCAUCUGAAUAUGAUUCUUGGAGAUGUUGAAGAAAUUGUGACUACCGUAGAAAUUGAUGAUGAGACCUAUGAGGAAAUUGUUCGGACUACAAGGAGGACUGUUCCAUUUCUCUUUGUUAGAGGAGAUGGAGUAAUACUGGUGUCACCUCCUCUGAGGACAGCUUGAAGUAGGAUAUCGCAAUAUUGGAUCGUGACUUAGGGAGCAAGCACUUAUUGUUGCAUCUAUUGUGAUUUUUGCACACAGGUUAAAGACAGUUUUUAAAAUGUAGACUAGCUUGGACAGAAAUGCUUUGUCAUAAUUUUGUGGAUGAAUGUAACUCAUUUCCUUCUGUUCAAAUGGGAUGUAGCUUUUUGACGUGCUUACAAAUUUCUUUGCAACUUGAUGUUGAUCAGUUUUUUUCUUGGAUCAGAAUGAACUGAGCAACUGAGUAAUUCUCUGGCAUUGAUAAUUCCUGGAGCAAAACCAGUCAUGUUGAAGUCUUGACUGGUAUUUUGUAGACUUGCCUUGAUCCUUUGGUUUAGUCCGUGCAAACUGAUAUCUAUUUUUACAUUUCACAUCCCGAGUUGAUUGGAAAUGUCAGCUUGUACAAGUGACAUCAUUUGAUUUAUUAUUUAACAUGAACGGAUAAAAAGGAUAGUUAUUUGCUUGA
Molecule: messenger RNA, 880 nt
Organism: Amaranthus tricolor (Joseph's coat)
Lineage: Eukaryota; Viridiplantae; Streptophyta; Magnoliopsida; Caryophyllales; Amaranthaceae
Product: sm-like protein LSM3A
Exons: 3
Coding region: 100-396 (98 amino acids)
Biological process (GO): mRNA splicing, via spliceosome; P-body assembly
Cellular component (GO): P-body; U4/U6 x U5 tri-snRNP complex; Lsm1-7-Pat1 complex
Molecular function (GO): RNA binding
Source: RefSeq, a predicted model, not a curated record